CCCCUUGUCAGUGGCGAUGAUGCGCUCCUGCGCGCUGCCAAGUUAUGCUUUGUUAUUUCCUUUCCGUUCUUAACUUAUGCCAGUGGGUUAAUCAGCUGAUGCCAUUGCGAGUCACUAGACCUUGUUAAUUCGCAGGCGCUUGAGCUGGGCGGUGUCGUGUGCAGAGACGCAGGUGGCAUGCCGAUGGUAUUUCUAGUAGUCUGAGCCGGUGCGCCGUGCCCCGGAUCUUUGCCCGCUCCGGAACGCGACGAUCCCGACGCAUUCGGCGUGUCCGGCCUCGGCCCCUCAUCCUCGUGAGACUGACGUGGACCCUGGAGCGGUCGAGCCUCGGGGCGAUAUUUUUAUAAGCUCCCGGCAGCGUCGUGUGGAGCUCAGCCAUUCGCGCGCAUCGCACGCCGCAGCAUCCGAGCAGUGAGAAGCACAACGGCGCUAUUGCAGUGGCAUCUCUGUUGCCGGCAGCUUCCGCGACCGUUAAUCGGGAGUGUACGCGAUGGCGAGCAGCUUGGUCGACACAGCCGCAGCUGCCAAUCUCUGCCGCCUGACGGCGGCCGGGCGCCGCCCCGCCAGGAGCUUCUUGAACUGCGCAUGCUCCUCCACAGACUGCAGAGUUAGCGCGUCCUACCCCAUCGGCCGGAUGCUGAGCGGGGUGAGGUCGGCGGCGCGCAAGAAGCUGUUCAGGAGCGACCCGGCCGACCAGCUGCUGGGCAUCAACAGCUGGUCGGAGUGCGGCACGGACCACCAUCACUGGUGGACGGCCCUGGAAAACAAUUUUGUGCUGGAGGCCUCGGAUGACGAGUACGGCGGGGUCGUCGUCGACGCCGACAGGCUGCCGUCCGACAAUGCCGCCUUCGCGCGGUCGCUGGCGGCGUCGCUCUCCUACUGGAAGUCUGUGGGGAAGAAAGGAGUGUGGUUGAAAUUACCAGUGCAUCGGGCCGAGCUCGUUCCCUUGGCAGUGAAGGAAGGUUUCAAGUACCACCAUGCAGAGGAGGCGUACGUGAUGCUGACAUAUUGGAUCCCUGACGAGCCAUGUAUGCUCCCUGCAAAUGCUUCUCAUCAGGUUGGAGUUGGGGGCUUUGUGAUCAAUGAUCAAAUGCAGGUCCUGGUGGUGCAAGAGAAGUAUUGUGGUUCGUCGUUGGAUGGUGCUUGGAAGCUCCCCACAGGGUUCAUUCUUGCGUCGGAGGAAAUCUAUACAGGAGCUAGCAGAGAGGUGAAGGAGGAAACUGGGGUUGAUACUGAAUUCGUGGAUGUGGUUGCCUUCAGGCACGCACACAAUGUGGCAUUUCAAAAGUCCGACCUGUUCUUCAUCUGCAUGCUGAGGCCUGUGUCAAGCAAGAUCAAGAUUGACGAGACGGAGAUCCAGGCAGCAAAGUGGAUGCCACUCGAGGAGUUCGUGAAGCAGCCGUUCAUCCAGGAGGACCACAUGUUCCAGAAGGUCAUGGACAUCUGCAUCCAGCGGCUGAGGAAGUGCUACUGCGGGCUGACGCCGCACCACGUCGUCUCCAAGUUCGACGGCAGAACGUCCACGCUGUACUACAACGUUGCCGAGCCCGAGGAUGUGAACUGCGGCGCCGCUUGACGGACGGAUCUUCCUCCAGUUUCCUAAUGCAGCCAGCAACAUCAGUAAGCAACGCGUUUGCUGAAAGUAGCAGUGCUGCCUCGCCUGUAAGUAUGUGUACAGAAGAUAAUUAGACAAGGGCAGAUCGGUAGCUCUGUCGCGUUGUACUCAUCGAUGGAGGCCCGUUUGAUCGGUAGCUGCAGCUUGGAUAUAGUUAGUAUCUGGAUUCUGGGUUUCCAAAUACAACUCAGCGAUAAUAAUUCCAAAGCAGUGCUCCCGAUCCGAAAAGUAUUA
Molecule: messenger RNA, 1849 nt
Organism: Phragmites australis (common reed)
Lineage: Eukaryota; Viridiplantae; Streptophyta; Magnoliopsida; Poales; Poaceae
Product: nudix hydrolase 8-like
Exons: 9
Coding region: 491-1576 (361 amino acids)
Molecular function (GO): ADP-ribose diphosphatase activity; NADH pyrophosphatase activity; NAD binding
Source: RefSeq, a predicted model, not a curated record